UAUAGCUAGACGUACUAUAUAUUUCUAUUUACAUUUAUUUGGUUAUUCAUUUUUUUAUCAAGCAAAUAAAAGUACUUUCUAUAACAUUAGGCCUUAGGCGUACGCCUAUGUAUUUAUAAAAAUAGAUUCAAGAUUUUUGUAUUUAGUUUUUAAAUGUUGAAAAAAUGUUUUGAUAAAAAUAAAAUGUAAUGCAUAGGGUUAGUGUCAGCUGGUAUAGUGAUGUGCAACAAAACUCGCUUGUAGUACAGUGAAUGGACGAUCUGGACUAAACGUAGAUUCACUAUAGUGUUAUUGACAUUGUGAUAGGACAUAACACAGUUCAAUAAAAUAUUACUACAAGGCCUCUUUAGUUUUCCAACUCCCUAACAUUUUUGGUGAUUAAAUAUAAUAUCUAAUACACUGGUUAAGUACAAGCGGAAUAAACAUGAAAAUAUUCAGACCAGAAGAACAAAUUCAUAUCAUUGAUAAUGAAGCAACUGUUGAAGAAACCAUAAAGGAUAUAGUUGGAACAAAUGUCAUAUCAGAUCCAUUCUAUAUAUUUGAUGUUGGCGAUCUUGUGAAUAAAGCAAUAAUUUGGCAGAAAACAUUACCACGUGUAAAACCUUUUUAUGCUGUGAAAUGCAACGACAAUUCCCUUGUGCUAGAAAUUUUGGCAGCGUUUGGAACAAAUUUUGAUUGUGCUUCCAAAGCCGAGAUAAAAAAAGUUUUGGAUUUGGGAGUGAAUCCGACACGUGUAAUAUUUGCUAAUCCAGCAAAAAUGGCUUCACAUAUAAAAUAUGCCAUGAGCAAAGGCGUUUAUCUGACAACAUUUGAUAAUAAAUUGGAACUAUACAAAAUGAAAUCAUUACAUCCAUCUUGCAACUUGGUUAUACGAAUUCGUUGUGAUGCAACUGAAGCACAGUGCCCACUUGGUAUCAAAUAUGGGUGUGAUCCUCUAACCGAAGCACCAUCAUUAUUGGCAUUGGCUCGUGAUUUAGGUUUGUCUGUAGUUGGAGUAAGCUUUCAUGUUGGUUCAGGAUGCAAUGAACCAGCUGCCUUUCAAAGAGCAAUUGCUGCUUCAGCAGGUAUUUUCCAACUUGCUCAGGAGUUAGGUUUUAUGAAUAUGCACUUGUUGAACAUUGGUGGAGGAUUUCCUGGAGAUAAAAACACUUCACUGGACAAAAUUGCAAACAUAGUGAAUGAUGCACUUAAUGAAUGGUUCCCUCCAAAUAAUGGAGUGACUAUCAUCGCAGAACCUGGUAGAUAUUUUGUGGCUUCAGCAUUUACACUCGCUACAAAAAUCCAUUCUAUUAAAAAACGUUCAAAUGAUGAAAGUCAUAUCAUGUAUUUCAUUAACGAUGGAGUGUAUGGUUCUUUCAAUAGUAUUCUUUAUGAUCACUCGGUUGUUGUGCCCAAAUCUUUAUAUGAUUAUUCGAGAAGUCGUCCAAUUUGUGAGAGUUCCAUUUGGGGACCUACUUGUGAUGGUUUAGAUAAAGUAGUUGAUUUUGUGAACAUGCCACUGCUGAAAAUGGAUGAAUGGAUUACUUUUGAAAACAUGGGAGCUUAUACAAUACCUGUAGCUAGCACAUUUAAUGGAUUCCCGCUUCCCAAGGUCUUUGCUGUCGCUAAUCAAAGAAUUUGGAAUAAGUUGAAAAAUGUAGUGCCUAUAUCUGUUUGCUGUUUUGCAACCGUGCCUAUUGUUGCAACUAUCAAAAUGAUACAAUCAGAACCUAUUGAAGAUUAUGCAUGUAAAGAAAACAUAUUUAAUUAUAUUCAAUAGUAUACACGUCUCCUCAUUUGUAGAAUUAUUUUUUUUUUUGCCUGAAAUAUACAUUUUUAAUUGUAUAAUUUAAAUUAUUGAGUCUCCAUUUUAUUAUGUUUACAAUUAGAAUAUUAAAUAAUAUGAUAUAUUAUGAUUGAUCAUGUUAAAACCAACUAAAUUGAGCGAAAAUGCAGUUUCUUAUAGUUAUGAUUAUUUUCUUUAUAUUCCUAAGUACAUAAUCUUACGUAAACUACAUUAUAUAAUACAUUAAAUUAUCUACUUACUGUAAGCUAUAUGAUUAUGUUAAUGAUAGAGAGUUACAGUUUUGUUAAUAUGCAUUACAUACAAUAUACAUUUAAUUAUACUAGUUAAACAGUAUAACAAUGAUUGAUAUAUUACAGAUAAAAAAGUUAAUAAAAAAAAUAAAGAAAAUGAACA
This is a messenger RNA of Metopolophium dirhodum (rose-grain aphid), 2179 nucleotides long. RefSeq names its product ornithine decarboxylase 1-like. Bases 425 to 1759 code for a protein of 444 amino acids. The transcript has 9 exons. Lineage: Eukaryota; Metazoa; Arthropoda; Insecta; Hemiptera; Aphididae. Gene Ontology annotation, cellular component: cytoplasm. Gene Ontology annotation, molecular function: ornithine decarboxylase activity. The record is from RefSeq and is a predicted model, not a curated record.